AUGACCGACGUUUCUUCUGAAAACAGGAAAGUCGACGAGUUUUUGCAAACUUUGGACAAGCUUUCACAGGAGAGGUUGAUGGACGACCAGAAAAGACAGUGGCAGUUGGAGCGGGACAUCGAGGGUCUUAGUAACGAAAGUCCCAAGCGGCCCUCUUUGAGCUCCAGGGCUUCCUCGGCAGGACACGAUAUCAAGGAAUUGGUGUUCAACAGAACCUCCAGUGCACGUAACAAGUUCCAGGACAAGUGGAAAAACAGAGAAAAAUCGCUGGAGUAUGCCUCGGACGAAGAGUUCGAUGAGGACGGCUACCAGCUUCCUUACAGGCCCAGAACCAACAGAAGACAGUCUCGCAGGGCUGCUAAUAAGGACAUGGAGAUCGAGCUUCCUCGGAGAAACAGCUCCUUGACUCAUCUUUCUGACGAGGACAUGGACCUUGACUUUGGUCUCAAGAGGCCUGUAGCGAGAAAGACGUCAUCGUUGAAAUCGUGGGUUUCCAAGGAGUCUGAGGAAAGCAUUGAGAGUCCUAGGACACCCAAGGGGGAGCGUCCUGGCUUUAUGAAGUCGAUGAAGGGCUCUUUUUCAGACAUGCGUGGGUCCAUCUCAGAGAUGAAUGUGAAGGGUUCGCUUUCAGACAUGAAGGGAUCGUUUAGCGAGUUGAAGAAGAAGAAGUCCUUUUCGGAGAUGAAGGGCACGCUCAAGAAAAAGAGCUCUUUCACGGAAAUGAAGGGCUCCUUCACUGACAUGGAGCGCAGAAUCAGACGCAGAGGUGUCAGCGAAGAAGGCAGGGAGUCAGACGACUCCAGGGAGACCAAGGAGAAGAAGAUCAGCAAGAAGGAGGCCAGAAGACAGGCUCGUAUCUUGAACCUCGAGGACCGUACCAAUGUGUGGAGAGCGGAUGAGUCUGAAGAGGAGGAGGAGGUACCCAAAUGGAAGGCAAUGGCCAGAGCCCAGAGGCAAGACAACUCUUGGAUUGCCGAGGAGGACGAAGAGGACUCGGAAGAGUCGGAAGCUGAAAUGCCCACCAGGUCUGUCAGGGAGUAUCUUCACAGCCGUCAGAUGUCUGAGGACUCUGAAUUGGAGAUGCCCACAAGGGCAAGAAACGGAAGACUCAACCGGGUGAUUUCGGAGGACUCCGAGGUUGAAUUGCCUACUAGAGGCUCACGAAACGGACGUUUGAACCGCCAGAUCUCCCAGGACUCUUCUGAGGUGGAGUUGCCUACCAGAUUUUCCAGGAGUGCGCGUCAGAACCAGAUAUCUGAGGAAUCCGAGGAAUCUGAGGUGGAGUUGCCUUCAAGAACUUUCAAAGACACUCGCAAGAAACAGGCUGUAUGGACAGCUGACGACUCAGACGAAGAUCCCAUGUCAAAACCACCCAAGCCUGCUAAGCCAGCCAAGCCUGUGAAGCCUGUAAAGGCUUUCAAGCUAGAGGAAAAGGAAGAGCCCAAGGAAGCAAAGAAGCCUUGGUCGAAGCCAGAAGCACCCAGACCACGGGCAGUUUCUUCCACGUCAUCCUUUAGCAGUGCCACAUCUGCUCCCAAACCAAAACCAGCUUUCAGCAAACCUGAGCCUAAGACGUUCGCUAAACCAGAGCCAAAGGUAGAGAAGCCAGAGCCAAAGAGCUUUGCCAAACCGGAGAAGCCCGAAAAGCCAGCUGUCAAGAGCGUCCCUCCAAAACCAGCCAAACUUUCCUCCAAAGCAUACGAAGAGAAGGACUCGCAGGAGCUCAAGGACCGUAUACUGAAGCUUUCUCCUACAAAGGCAAGCGCCCCUGCCAAACCAGCUAAACUCUCCACCAAGGAGUACGAGGAGAAGGAUUCACAGGAGCUCAAGGACCAGCUUGAAAAGCUCGCUAACAAAAAGCAGCCGCCAGCAAAGCCAGCGAAGCUCUCUAAACCUGCCUUCAAAGACGGCGAGGUAGAGGCAAUUGGGGCCUUGCAUUCUCUUAAACCAGCCAAACCGGCUGCGUUGAAGACCGCCCCAAAGCCUGAGGCGUUGCAGAAAUUUUCAUCGAUGAAAGCAGAAAAGACCGCUCCCAAGAACUUCCAAGCCGAAUUAUCUGGUAUACUUCGCUCCAGCACCGAACCCUCGUUGCAGAAGGGUCCCACGAACGCCUCCUCUGUCUCAUUGACUGAAUCGAAACCUCCCACGACGACCCUCAAAAAAUCAUCGACCGAGCCUACACUGAGCCAGAUUUCGCAUAUCACCAAAUCUAGAUCCAAGGGCCCUAAGAGAAGGUUGCCCAAGUCCGCAUCGCUUACGAGCUCACUGACUUCCGAAAAGUCUGAAUCGGAAUCUGAUCCAGAGCCUAAGUCCAAACCUGAGCCCAAGCCUGAGCCUAUGGCAGCCGAGAAACCAAAGGGUAAGGUGCCUCCUGCUAAGCCUGCGAAGAAGCCGCCACCAAUCAAGGCCAAAAAGCCAGACAUUCUCGCCAAGCCACGUACCGUUAGCGGCGAACUAUUUAUCUAA
Candidozyma duobushaemuli is the source of this 2466-nucleotide messenger RNA. RefSeq lists its product as uncharacterized. The transcript has a single exon. The record is from RefSeq and is a predicted model, not a curated record. Bases 1 to 2466 code for a protein of 821 amino acids. Lineage: Eukaryota; Fungi; Ascomycota; Pichiomycetes; Serinales; Metschnikowiaceae.